AGUUGACUGAGCUGUCGGACAUGCUGGUCUCGGCGCCGGCGCUGAGUGGCAGCACGCUGAACGCCGCGGCAAUGGAGUUUGUUCCAGGCGGAGGUCCAGUCCUCGGUGCUGCCGGGUUUGUCGCAAUGUCGGACUCCGAGGCGCGCGGCCAGCUCAGCGCCACCGCGCAGGCCUUCGAGCCCACGGGCCAGGUCCCGACCGAUGCCCAGGUGGACCAGGCAGCUCACGGCUUCGGCGCUCCCGCGGAUAUGCGCCCGGUGGCGAAGGCUGGGAGGGCCACCUCGAGGCGGCCGGCGGCGGCAGCGGCGAGGGCUGGGACGGCCAAGUCGCCAUGGCGAGCGGCCAGGAGGGUUGGGAGGGCGCUCACGCGCUGCCCGGCGGCGACCAGGCAUGGGACAGCCACACUGCUGCGGUUGACAGCGGCUGCGGCGGGGAAGGCUGGGCUCAGCAGGCC
This is a messenger RNA of Prorocentrum cordatum, 454 nucleotides long. NCBI's taxonomy places the organism in Eukaryota, Dinophyceae, Prorocentrales, Prorocentraceae. The record is from the annotation of a GenBank genome assembly.